Messenger RNA from Mesocestoides corti, 351 nucleotides. The record is from the annotation of a GenBank genome assembly. Lineage: Eukaryota; Metazoa; Platyhelminthes; Cestoda; Cyclophyllidea; Mesocestoididae.
AUGAUCGAAGCAAAGAAAGUGAGUGAGAGUGGGUGCGGGCGUGGGCGAGUGCGUGGCGGUGGUGGUUGUCGUCGCUGCUGCUGCGCCUGUGGCGGCGCUUGCUCCUCCUCCUUCGCCUUCUCCACGUUCCCACUCUCACUCUCCACCACACUUGUCUACCUUCCCUCUAUCUACCCCGUCUCACCACACUCUCUACCCUACCGCCUGCGUCUUUGCUGCGCCAUCCCUCACUUCUCUUCUUCCACCACCUCCUCCUCAGGUCUCAUGCACUACCCUCAUCUGUCGCCCUCCUCCUGCGCCUACGCCUGCAACACCACCACCACCAAUUCCUCUUCUUCUACCUCACCCUAA